Messenger RNA from Eruca vesicaria subsp. sativa (arugula), 1086 nucleotides. The record is from the annotation of a GenBank genome assembly. Lineage: Eukaryota; Viridiplantae; Streptophyta; Magnoliopsida; Brassicales; Brassicaceae.
AUGGAGUUCUGGGGAGCUAAAGUUAAGGCAGGUAAGACUCUUAAAGUGAAGCCUGGUGAAAACUGCCUCAUCCACAUCUCUCAGGCUUCUCUUAGUAGAGCGAAAAACGGAAUAUCUGCCCUCUUGUAUGCCACCGUUGAUGACAAGAAACUCCUCAUUGGAACCGUCUCUAAAGACAUCAGCUUUGAUCAUCUCCUCUUUGACAGAGAGUUUGAGCUCUCCCACAGCUUGGACAGAGGAUCCGUCAAUUUCAUUGGCCACCAAGAGCUGCGCAACAAGAAAAAGAGGGCUAAUGAAUCUUCCAAAAUGCAUGUUUCCGUCAAGAAGUCAAAGCUCAACACAGAGAGUUCUUUUGAAGAGAUAACAAAGAUUUGUCAAGAUUUAGUACUUCUUCUCAAGUCCUUUCCAACAAAGAAGGAUAUCCCUGCGAUAUUUGACAAAUGGGCGAGAACAACAGUUUCUAGAUGGCCAUUAAAAAGAGAUUCUUGGAGGGAUACGCGACCUGAUAACAUUCCCCCACAGUAUACCCAAACUCAAGGGAACUGUUGGGCCAUUGCUUUCUAUAGACAAUGGUCCACAAUGGCGAAAUUAAAAGGAGCUUAUCGACCAAAAUUAACACUGGAUAAACUCAUGAGUGGAGUUUCUUUCCGCUAUCGGACUGGUGAUGGCCAAUUAAGAAAUUUAGAAUCUGCUGUGGAGUUCAUGAAAAAUGAACAUUAUGUGGAUGAAAUGUUUAUUCAUGUGAAGCCGUCAGGAGAUUCCGAAGAUGAGAAGUUUGAGCGAUUAAUUGAACAUCUUCUAUUAAAAGGACCAGUGGCCGCAUCAUUUGAUUACUUCCCAAGUUACCGUACUGGUGAAGCAAGGAUUCUAUCUCCAACAUUGACCGAGCGUCUUAGAAACCCCUAUGAGCAGAGUAGUAGGCAUGUUGGGUUGGUGAUGGGGAGUGGGAUUCAGUUAGUCAAUGGAGAACCUAAACACUUUUGGGACAUUUAUGAAUCUCGUGGGGCGUUAUGGAGAGAUUGUGGGUUUGAUAAACUGGCUCGCCAUGAGGGACUAAUUCGUGAAGCUACUGAGAUGAGACUCUAA